AUGAUUGCAUUAGAGCAUUGUUAAUAGCUAUUAGAGUUAUAUAUACUUGAAUUUAGUGACCCUGAUUAAAUUUAAGUUCAUGAUGAUGAACCAGUAUAUAAGAAUUUAAACUAAAGUAAACUCCAGUUUUUGAUAGACACACUACUCAACAUGUUUAAUCUGUGUUAUGGAAACGAUAAUCAAUAAGAUUAUUAGACAAUUCCUCUUAAAAAGAAUUUGAAAUUAAAAAAGAUUAUGGUUUGUUUGAGACAUAUGAACCUAAGCCUUAACUAAUUGUAGUUGAUAGAGACAAAUCAGAUGAUAAAUAUAGAUUAGAAGCCAUGAAGAAGAAGAAAGAUAAAAGAAAUGCUAAACUUAGAGAUCAAAAUUUACCAUAUAAUGAAUACAUUCAUCCUGCAAAAUAAAUUUAAGUUAAAUUAUUGUUAUCAAAAAAACCAUUAAAAGAUUAUUAAACGUAUGAUUCUGAUGGUAGUAUUAUGAGAAGAAGAGAAUAAGUUAAAUAAUUAAGUCCAAUUGUCAAUACAGUCAAAAGUAAAUUAUAAGGAAGAGUUGACCAAAAAUAAUCAGAACCUAUUGCUGAAGAAAACAUUAUUAAUCAAUAAGCCUUAUUUAAAUUAAAGGUUGCUACAAAAGUUAAAACAUAAUAUGAUGAACCAUAUAAUUUUGAAGCAUUCCCUUUAAAAACAGGAGUUAAAUUAACAUUCACAUAAGAAAAAAAGAAAAAGGAAGAAGAGAAACUCAAUAAUGAAGAAGAAGAUCUAACUGAUGCUGAUACUUAUUAACUAUAAAAGUUUAUUAAAAAACCCAGUUAUACAACACUUCCUUUAUUUAAAUUACCCAAGAAAAAACAGAAUAUUACUCAUGAGAGAUCUUUCCGUACUCUUAGAUUAAAUAAAGGAUUUGAAUAUUGA
Messenger RNA from Paramecium pentaurelia, 911 nucleotides. NCBI's taxonomy places the organism in Eukaryota, Ciliophora, Oligohymenophorea, Peniculida, Parameciidae. The record is from the annotation of a GenBank genome assembly.